GCAGGUUUUUAAAAUUGACUCAUUCUAGCGGGUCAAAUAACCUACUCACAGUUUUGAUUUCAAAAUUGUCUUAACUUGUAGCCUAUAUCGUCGCUGAUUGUUUCCUGUUGCUUUUCUUAUUAAACGUGAAUGCAUUUUGUAUUCUUUCUGGAUCGUCGACCCACCUUAUCUUUUGUUCUUUUCUCCAUCUUUCUUUACUGUAUUCACCAUGCUCCCCCUAGUACACAAAGUAGAUCCUGGCUAAAAACAAUCCACUACAUGCGUUACGUCGUAGAGCAUCCAAAGCCUUACACUUUCAACCCCUUGAUUCUAGUAGCGACUUGUAUUAAUCUUGCGUUUAUAGUCGCCUCAGAAGUAACAGUACUUAAGUACUUGCUCACGCCUGUUACUCCCAAUAGAGCAUAGGCCACCCAGAAGUAAUAUAUGUUACUUGACUGAUUGAGACUAGUCAUAAGGUUGACAUUGAGUCAACAUUUGUAAUGUUAUACAAAAACCUUCAAGGACGUAUACUAAGGUUUAUUGAAGCCUUGGCUAUAAGGAAAUUGAAACCCUCUAUGCGUUUAAAAACAAUUUUCCUUAUACUUAACCUACCCUGGUAAUACUGAUUUAUUAUCCAGAGUGGUAAUCACAUUUUUUGUGUAGUUUAAUACUUCUUCUCUUCAUUACGGCUUACCUUUAACCCAUCUAGUUGACAUUUUAAUUUUCAUAUAAAAAUGUCUUAACAAGCAUACAAGUGAUCAGAUUGUUCGAAAUGUAUUGCGCUUACUUAUUUAUUAGCUCACUUGUUCUUUUGUUCGUUUCUCUUUCAAAUUCUCUUACAUACUGUUCCCCCCACUUCUCCAGCCUACAAGAUACCUUUAGGCUAGACGCAGACCUAUCAAAGGCUGAACGUUACAUGCAAUUAUGAAAAAUCCCCCAGUAGCUCUUUCACUUUAUCCUCUUGCGAACCCAAAAGGCGAAGAGCAUGGCUGUGAAGUAUGCUCUAAACCAGCAUGCUUACAAUGUGGGGUAUGCCGGAUCACGUAUUAUUGUGGAAUAGAGCAUCAAAAAAUUGAUUGGGUAGGAAUUCAUAAAAAGAUAUGUCUGGAUUUAAUAACGUUUCGAGAAUCUAAGGGAUUUGUAUCAAAGGACAAGCGUGAGAAGAAAAGCGAAGAACUUCAAAACAAAAAUCUUGAUCUGGUCCGGCUCACUCAGCUGGAGAGUCAAAAACUUUUGUUUAAAGGAAAAUCAGAGAAAGCCCUACCUGCUGCUUUACAGUGUUUGAGGUUUGCAGUGCGUGCAUAUGGAAUAGCUUGUGUUGAAUUAGUAUCACCCUAUCUAGUUCUUGCAGAAUCAUGUAUUGGUCUUGGGAAACUGAAUCAAGCUGAGACUUACCUUGCACAAGCUCAGUGGAUAGUACUUAAAGCACAACAUGGAUGCACAGAUAGUAUACAAUCACAGUUACAUCGUAAACUUGGUUUGUUAUAUGCUGCUAAAGGUAAUUAUGAACUAGCAUUGGCGAGUUUGGCGAAAGAUAUAUUUUAUGCAUCCCUCGAAUAUGGCACCGAUCAUAUUUGCACAGCUGGUGGUUAUUUUCAUAUGGCUGAAGUUUUUUAUGCGAUGUAUAAAGCCAAUGGCAACAUAAGUUCCCUUGAUCAAAACUUUCCAGAAAAGUCAACUGAAUUUGUAUAUCCUUCGGUUACGCCGGAGAUUUCAAAAAUAAAUAAACAAAAUAAGUCUCACGGUUCAUUGAUUUAUGAAAGGAAAACAAAACCAAACAACAGUCUUUCAACAAACUCAGAGUUUUGCAUUCAACCGCCUUCAUCAAAAGCUCAAGUAGUUGAAAAUUUGUAUACACGUGUAGUUAAUAUCUGGGCCAGAUACUUAAGGGAAUUAGUAGAAAGCUUGUUAUUCAAACCUGUGUUCUCUGAAGACGUUGGUGCUAUUAUGGUGGAGACUAAUCAAAAAGCUAAACAAACCCUAGGUAAUGACAUGUUAAACAAUACCUUACUAUGAUCAUUAGAAGUAUUCAGGUUGAUUUGCUAACUACUUACUUACUCCUGUUACUCUUCAUGGAGAAUCAUAGGCCACCCACCAGCAUUCUCCAUCGACCUCUGUCUUAGAUAAACCAUUAUGGUUGUUUUUAAUUGCUAUUCAUCCUUUUGAUGUCUGCUUCCAGUUCCCGAUCCAAUGUGUUAUUUGAUCUUCCUCUCUUCCGUUUUCCUUCAGGAUUCCAAGUUGAUUUGCCAAAUAAAAAUUCCCGAAAUAGUGCAAUUUAAGGCAGGUAGAACUAGAUGAGCACAACUGGUCGUAUUUAGAAUUCGUAAGAAGCACACAAUCUAGUACAGAGGAAUAAUUAGUUAGUACCAAUAUCACACGUACUUAGUUCUAAUAUCAAAACUAACUUUUGUUCAGUGUUUCAGAUUGUAAGGCCUACUGUGCAGAAAGUUUCUACAAAAUUCGAGGACUUGCUAUUUUCUACAUCUGGAAUAUUUUAUAUUGAACCUAAGAAAUUACUCGAAAAUGACUU
This is a messenger RNA of Schistosoma intercalatum, 2509 nucleotides long. NCBI's taxonomy places the organism in Eukaryota, Metazoa, Platyhelminthes, Trematoda, Strigeidida, Schistosomatidae. The record is from the annotation of a GenBank genome assembly.